AUGAGCUAUGCAAGAACGCUACUACAGCCUGCGGACGUCCAGAUAGCACGUUACUACUACAACAAUCGAGACCGGCUCGUGAGCUCGUCUACCCCUGCUCGCAGGCCCAAGUCAGGUCAACGGAAGACUGGGCGCUCCGAAUGGAUGCGAGGGCAGGCGCGCAAGGACUUGAUGAAGUUGGGAGAGUUCGCCGAAUACGAUCUCAGCGUGGUUAGCCGUCGCACUGUUCCAGAUCCCCAUCGCACAACAGCCAUGGAAGCGAACGAAUUGCGCUUGUGGGACAAAUGCGCCGCUUGUCAUAGAGAGUUAGGGACAAUCGCGUAUCGGUACUACUUGACCAAGAGGAUCGAGCGCUACGAGACCAGGGCUUAUCUGGACCCGAAUUCGGACGACGAGACGGGAUCGUUCGUUGCGCUUCGUCGCCUCAUAGCAAUCCUUCUGCAGGAGCGGAUGAUGCUGGACAUGGAGGAAGCUGAACUGAAGGCGGUUGGAUUUGACGGCAUGUUCAUUGCGCUCGGCCGAGGCGUGCGCGUGACAGGUUUCAAAGAGGAGAUGGGAUGGUCCACAGAAGGCGAACUGCGCGCAUAUCGCGAAGCAAAUGACAAGACGGCUAGGUCUGAAGCUGGGAGUAGCGAAGGUCUUCCUGUUGGUGAUCCGAACGAGUGA
Peniophora sp. CBMAI 1063 is the source of this 666-nucleotide messenger RNA. Lineage: Eukaryota; Fungi; Basidiomycota; Agaricomycetes; Russulales; Peniophoraceae. The record is from the annotation of a GenBank genome assembly.